CGGGCGCGGCGAGGCUGGCAGAGCGCGGCGCUGCCCCCGCCGCCGCCGGCCCCAUGCAGCCCGCCAUGAUGAUGUUCUCCAGCAAGUACUGGGCGCGCCGGGGCUUCUCGCUGGACUCGGCCCUGCCGGAGGAGCGCCCCGCCGCCGGCAGCCUCGCCCUAAACAGAUCGAGUUCUGGGAAAAAUGACGAGAAGAAAGGGAAUAAGGGCAAUGGGAAAGGUGAAUCUGCAUCUGAAGGUGGAAAGACAGCUGUGGUGUUUUCCUUGAAAAAUGAAGUUGGUGGAUUGGUGAAAGCUCUCAGACUCUUCCAGGAAAAACACGUGAGUAUGGUUCAUAUUGAAUCACGAAAAUCAAAGAGAAGGAAUUCAGAGGUGGAAAUUUUUGUGGACUGUGACUGCAGUAAGAAAGAAUUUAAUGAACUGAUCCAGUUGCUCAAGUUUCAAACUAAUAUAGUAUCUCUCAAUCCACCGGAAAACAUCUGGACUGAUGAAGAAGAUCUCGAUUGUGUCCCUUGGUUCCCCAGGAAGAUCUCUGAGUUAGACAAAUGCUCUCAGAGAGUUUUGAUGUAUGGAUCUGAGCUGGAUGCUGAUCACCCCGGAUUUAAAGACAAUGUCUAUCGACAGAGAAGAAAGUACUUUGUGGAUGUUGCCAUGAGCUAUAAAUAUGGUCAACCCAUUCCAAGAGUGGAGUACACAGCUGAAGAAGUUAAAACUUGGGGAGUGGUAUUUAGGGAACUCAGUAAACUCUAUCCCACCCAUGCUUGUCGUGAAUAUUUAAAAAACUUUCCUCUGCUGAGCAAGUACUGUGGAUACAGAGAAGAUAAUGUGCCUCAGCUGGAAGAUGUUUCUGUUUUUCUUAAAGAGAGGUCUGGCUUCACAGUGAGACCAGUUGCUGGAUACCUGUCUCCCCGUGACUUUUUAGCUGGCUUAGCCUACCGAGUGUUUCACUGCACGCAGUACAUCCGGCACGGCUCCGAUCCCCUCUACACACCGGAACCGGAUACAUGCCAUGAACUCUUGGGACAUGUGCCUCUACUUGCUGAUCCCAAAUUUGCACAGUUUUCACAAGAGAUAGGACUUGCUUCACUGGGAGCAUCUGAUGAAGAUGUUCAGAAAUUAGCCACUUGCUAUUUCUUUACCAUUGAAUUUGGCCUUUGCAAGCAAGAAGGACAACUGCGUGCUUAUGGGGCAGGACUUCUGUCUUCUAUUGGAGAGUUAAAGCAUGCUCUAUCUGACAAGGCCAAUGUGAAAACAUUUGAUCCAAAGACAACCUGUUUGCAAGAAUGCCUUAUCACUACUUUCCAGGAAGUUUACUUUGUUUCAGAGAGUUUUGAAGAGGCCAAAGAAAAGAUGAGGGACUUCGCCAAAUCAAUCAAUCGUCCCUUCUCUGUGUAUUUCAAUCCAUAUACGCAAAGCAUUGAGAUUCUGAAGGAUACCAGGAGUAUAGAAAAUGUUGUCCAGGACCUCCGCAGUGAUCUAAACACUGUAUGUGAUGCUUUAAGCAAAAUGAACAGAUAUUUAGGGAUUUGAUAUGUUUGGCACUGUGAUUUGCUGUCAGUUGCUCUUUCUGUAGCCAGUUACAUGAGAUGGCUAAAUUAUCAGAGCCAUCAGUUUUCCCUUUACAGCUUGGCCUGUGGCUUGCAUUAUUGUGUAGCUCUGUCUAACUGUAAUGUGCAGACAAACCAAGGCAAUGCUAAUUUGUAAAUGAAACAUGGAAUGUGGCAGAAUGUGAUCAUCAAUUAUUCAGCACAAUGUCAUGUACAAGUAUACCAUUAAAAAACUUUCCUGGCAACAGUUUGGUUUCCACAAAAUGAUUCACUUCAAUGUUUAAGAAAUGGUGUUGCUGAUUUCAUUAGGCCUGAGUUUAUUUCUUCAUUAUCCCUUCCCUUCUGCAAGAAUCUGGAAAAAAAUUGUUUGCCACAUUUUAAUUUUCUCUGUAAGAAAACAUUGUUUCUUUGUCUAAUGGUAAAGACACUCUGUUGUCCAUAUCUGUUACAGAACUUUGUCUCUUGUGACUGAACAAUACAAUUUGUGUACCAGUAGCUACCAGAGAUUAGGAAGGAUAUGUAUUGGUACUAAGAGGUCUGUGAAGAUUAUACAUAAUGAGAACCCACAACUGAGAAAUGUUCAAUGUGGCUGAGCAAUUGCAAGACACUAAAAAAAGAAACCUCUGAUAGUUCAUGUAGAAAGGUAGUUGUAGUUCACAUGUGUUACCUGUGACAGUCCCUAGAGUGCUUCCUCUGAGAUUGCUAUCUGGAAAUAAGAGAUUAAGCACUUGUUUUAACGUCACUGUUACAUGUGAAUCCAAAGUCCUUCUACAUCCUUGUAUGUCUUCUUCAUUCCCUUGUGUCUUGAACUUAACUCCUCUUGUGUUUCAGGCACAGUUUGCCUUUCCUCAUUAUUCUACAGUCAACCUUGACUUGGCCAUGCUUGACUGGGUCUACACUGUGCCAGUAUCAGAACAUAUAAAAGGGUGAAUAAGGAAGUUGUUAUUUAAUUAUGGCUGAGAUGAUUUUCAGUUACUAGAGUAUUUGUGGAGUGAUUAAAUCAUAGGAACACCCAAGCUGCCUUGCUUGUAUCAGAUGGAUGCAGGUAAUGCCUGACUUAAACUCUAAGCUGGCAAGCUCUGACAGAAGUACAAGCUCUGUCUGGGGACGACAGUGCAGAAAUAUUUGAGCCGGCUCUUAUCUGGAAGUAAUAAUUAUGCAUGUCUUUCCUUUAUCUGGGUUAUUCUAUUCUCCUAUUAGGCAAGAUAAUGGAGAGUUGACUAUAUUGUGUGGACCCUUCUUAAUGGAAACCACAUGGCUUAUGCAGAUCAUGUCAAUAAGGGUGAAAGUGUCACAGCUUGUCUACAUAUAUGGAAAAUAGGUAACUAUUGAAGCUGCUCUCCCAGCUGAAAGAGUUGUGCAGAGACUCUUAAAUAUUGCUAGCAAUUUCAGCAUUAAAAAGGCACCACUUGAUAGUACCAGCAUAUCCUUAAAUAAGAGGCAAGCUGUAAGGAUAAUUUUCACAGGGAUGUCUGCCACCUCCUCAAAGAUAACUGUGAGAUAACAGAAAAGGCUUUUUUCUGUGGAUGGUCCCUGCUGCAUUCUAAUGCUGCUGUUAAUAGGGUGUGGAAAAAUCUACUUUUAGAUUCAACUGUGACUGCCGUUGGUACAAACGAAGACCUGAUGAGUUAUCCCAUGGGGAUCAGCAUGCUGGAGGAGUUUUUAACCUCCCAACAUUAGUGCUGACUGUUAGCUAGCCCUUAACACAGAGGAAUUGCUGGCAACCUUAGCAGGAAACUUUCUCCCUCUUUCUUUCCAUGGAAUAAGAUGAACCUCUUGUAGCCCUUUCUGGAGAAAAUGGACUGUACUGAGAUUUGCUUUAACCAGUCUGAAAAAAUCAUUGUGCAAGAAAUAGUAACUCUUACUUAGUUCAAGAACUGGCAAGGUAUUGUUGCUUGCUUAAGUAAAAUAAAGCCGCAAUAAGCAACAAAGAUUCAAAGCUUGCAAAGUUACCAAGGCUUUCCCUUGAAUCAGAAUUAUGCAAGAAAACUUUAAAUACUUAUAAUAUCUGGAUUUGUAUUUGACUUUUCUGAAUAGCUUAAAAUAAGGAUUCCAUAGCAGUAAAACAAUAGAAGCAUAUCUUUGUUUUGUUUUGUGCUGUUAACAAGUAAAUCUCAUUAUGGAUUAGGGAGAAACCCUUGAAAUCCAAUAGUCAUUCUAGGACUAAUGAUGGCAAGGAAACUGUCUACAGUGAAGAUAUAAUGUCAAUGACACAGAACAUUGUCAAAAGAUAAUGGGCUCCCACUGCUAGAUAUAUGCUUAAUCCAAUGAUUUUAUUUCUAUUAUACAACAUGAUUAAAAAUAAAUUAACUAUAAUGGGCCAAGGAAUAAUAGUGAUUUAGAGAGACAAUCACUCAUUGUUCUUACAUAGCAAAGCUGCCAUCUUACAGGCUGCAGAGCAAACUGGCUUUGGGCUUCAGCCAGUCAGGAGCCAGGACUGGGAAGGAAUGCUUUAAAAAGUGCACUGUUGCACUUUUAUGAAUCACAUAGUUUCAGCUUAGCUGAAUUCUUCUCUGUGGUUUUUAUUAGCAAAUUAAGAUCAGCCAUGCAGCAAUCUCCUUGGAUGACAAGCUCAUUUAGGCACAAUGAGGGAAUUAUUGACAGUUAUCAAAUUACACUAACGUUUUAUUUGGAAAAGGCCAUAUUUAUAUAUGGUACUUGUUUAGCUUUAGUGAGCUGGACUCUGGAAAUUGGACUUCUGGCUUAGUCUCAUUUAUUUCCUGUGUAAUUCUGAACUGAUGCUUUAUGGGUCUGAGAUAUAUGCACUUGCUUUGCCUGCACAGAGUAAAUGGGCCCGAGCUUAAUGAAUGUAAACCGUUGCAGUGUUUACUACCAUGCAAAGCCUAAAAUGAAAAACAACACUCUGAGACAUGACAGCAAAUACAAAUACCAAGUUUCAUUUGCAAACCAAGACAUGGUUCAUGCGUUUCAUUUAAUUUGCUCAGUAAAGGGGGUGGAAUGCGGAAGGUGUUAACAUAAAAUAUUGUGUUUUCCCUCUCCACUCUUCAAGAUCUGUUGGGAAUCUUGUUUUAAAUUUGGCCCUAAAAUGCACUUUCGUGAAAUAAGGUGUCUUUUCCUUUCCUCUUGUUAGGAUAUCCUAAUGCGAUGGAAAAAAUUCCAGAAAUUUAUUGUACUGUAGUACGUAUUCAGUGAUGUACUAUAAUGGAUUGCAGAAAAAAGUUUCCUGUCUUUGAAAGGACAGCCUGGCUCAGAGGGCUAAAGAUGCUGAAGGCUUUCACCUACAGGCUGCUGGUACAAAUCCAGUCCAGUCAGCAGUUACUGAAAGCUAUCACCAGCCAGCAGCAGCUUGGCUUCUGUGUGAUCAACUGGGAGGCUGUGAUUGCAUAGUUUGGAGUAGAGGAGACUGAGGGGAGAUGCAAUAACCUUUUUCAAACACAUAGAAAUAGCUGCAAAAUGGAAGGGACAAACUGUUCUCCAACUUCAAGAACGAAUGGACUUAAAUUGCAGGAAAGGAACAUUCAGUUAUAUAACAGUGAAAUGUGGGGGACAUUGUCUGGGGAGGCUGCAGAGCCUCCAUAAUUUUUCAAGAGAACCGUUUAGGCUGCUGUCUCUCAGGAGAGAGACAGGCACACUCAGUCCCAUCUUGAGACCAGAGGAGAGGCCAUACAAUAUCUUGAAGUUCCAGCCUGGAAAAGGCUUCAGACAGCUCAGAAGAGCAGUAAUGAUCAACAGCCACCACUGUGGAGUAUUUAUAUGUCAACCACACUUUUGCCUCCUCCUUCAGUCUUUCACCAACCCUAAAGAGUGCCUCUUCAUCUCUCUGUCUUUCCUUAGGGAAUGAAUAGGAUCCAUGGUCUGAGUGUAGCCCUAUAUAUGAUCACUGUGGUGCUCUAUUUCAAGUUCAUCAGCCAUUUGGGAGAGCUCUGUGUGUGACUCACCUGCUAGUUACAGCUGCCAGAGGCAGAAGACCAAGAGUGAGCAACCAACAUUUGUAGUUUUUACAAACAAGGUUUAAAGCUGCUCAUCUUCAUAAGCAAAAUAGAAUAUUGUAUUUCAUUCUGUCUGUGCCUGAAUUUGUCAGGAACACUGUGUUCCCUUGAACAUUCUAGCAAACUUGGAGCUCUUCCAAGCUGCUGAACUUGAGUGCUCCAGCCAGACAUCAGCCUUGUGUCUUGGUGGAAGCUGGACACAGAGCAGGAUGCUCUCCCUAAGUACCCUGAUUGCCAAGGAAAAGAAACCCACUGCUCUAGUCCAGAAGCGAACUGUGGUCUAGGCCCCUGCUGUAGUUUCCCAGGGAACUUGGGGAUUGCACCUGCUGUCCAGCCUAGUGUCUCAUUAAGAGCUAGGUAAGGAUCAGUGCAAUGCUCUUCUACUCAGGAAACGAGCUCUCUCAGCCUGGAAACUUUUCAUCUUGUUUUAUCAGAACAGUCUGUGUCUUUUUAGAAUUAUGACAGCUUCCCUUGUAUCUGAGUAGGACCCAUGAUCAUGUUUCCAGAUCAUUUGUGAGGGGAGUAAUUCUGCAAUAUUUAUAUAAUGGCUAUGCUCCAUGGUAUCAGUCACUCCAGCUCUGGAGAUGUUUCAUGGACAAAUUCUUGCCUUCUCAGUGAAGAGUUGGACAACAAUGACAGAUUCCUCUUGUGGGCUUCAAAGUGUGUUUGAGACAGGAUUCUAAGAGAAAAGUCUUGGUUGUACUAGGAAUUAGUAGCUAUUAAAAAUAUACAUCUCAGGAAAUAAGUUACUAGAAAUGAGUACCUCCAGUUGUCAUACCAAAGGCUGUAGAGAUGUCCAUGGCAUUCUUACUGGUAAUUUCCUGUAAUUUAAAUGAUCUUGAAGGCUAAACAAUGAAAUCCUCAAUUGAAAUGCUCUAUGAAAUCUCUGUUGAUAUAUUUUGUAUGUGGUUCUCUAGAAAAGGUACGUAGACAAAAAAAAAAUCAGAAUUUAGUAAUAUCUAUUCAAAACAACUAUAUUUAGUUUAAAAAGACCCUCCGACACCUUAGAGUAAGAAUUCAUAUUUCCUUGCCAACUGCUGAGAUGUUAAGGUAAGACUGAAAAUAAGUGCUGGCAUCUACUUGGAAUUUGGGCCACAUGGGACUAUUCAGGUGGAAUAAGUGUGAAAUGGGUUAUACAGUCCCAUAUUUUGAGAUGCAAGUGGGUGAUGGAUAUUCUGGUGGACAUUUUUUUAAUGUAGUCAGAAAUCUCAAAUGUCCAGAAAAAAUAAUGGAGAGGAAGCUGCCAUUGCCACACUCCAUCUUUGGAGGUAAGGAGUUGAGUUUGUGAAGCAGCAAGAGGGAGAUUUCAGUCCACGUUAACCUGGCCCAUGACCUGAAACACAACCCAAAUGUACCUAAUCACUGGCUCUGUGUGAGCUCCUGUGUGAAUACAAUCCUGAUAACAGAACAGCAAUAAAGCACCCUACAGCCAAACAGCCCUGUUUUCCCACAGGAGAAAAUGUGGGUGAUUUGAGACCAGCAUGACACAAAUAAAAUCACUUUUAUUUCUUAUAAAAUGUUUUAGAAUAUGGUACUAUUUUAUUUUUGAUAAGAAUUAUAAAGAGAUAUGUUAAUUAUGAAAUGGUUGAUGCUCUUUUCUGCCUUGAACUUUUCUAGCUGUCACCAAACUCCCUACUCAGUCUUGCCACUUUACAUGAAAGUAGAGUAAUGCUGAAGAUGUGAUGCUGCAUUUCCCAGGGCUUUACAAUUGAUGGCUACGCCUAGUGCUACCCUCCUUCAGCACCCUCCUUGCAGUGAAUUGCAAACCUCAGAGAUGUGAAUAAGGUCAGUUAAUGGUAAAUGAGUUUAAGGUUAUACACACAGUGGAUUUGCCACUCCAGCAGAAUUUCUCAGGAGGAACUAUUUGGUUGAGUUCCCUUUUAAUGAUUACCCCUCUAGAUCAUUUGAAGGUGGAGUUUUGAAAAAGCAAGCGUCUCUCAUCAGAUAGGAACCAAAAUCUCAACUGCUGCAAAGCCAGCACAUGUUCCAAGAGAUGUUUUAGUGCCAGCAUCAGUCAGUUCAAUUGGAAUUUGCUCAAAAUAGAUUUUCUAGUUGCUGAACUGAAAAGCUACAUUUUACCUGCAGAUCUCAAUCCAGCCACUGUUUUCUGAGACAGAUCCAUGUCUGCUGGAACAGGAGCUAGAGCUGUUAAGUCAAACAUGCAAAGCCUGUUCCUUACUUAAUUUGCAGACAUUUUAAAAAGAAAAUGCUGUCUUCAGAAUAAAAAUGCAGUGCACAGAAGGUGAAGAGGCAACACGGUCUGCUGUUUUCUGAGAUGUCAUUCACUGCUCCUUCCCAGUGCUGGUCAUCACAGUUCAUGUACCCAAGGGAAGACUUGGCCUGAGCUAAUUGACAGGGGCAGGAGUUACGAAGCUGUCUUAAUCCCAGAGAAGAGUUCCUGCUCUGAGCUGCUCCUGAGGCCUCAGAAGGCCACUGCUUGUCUUCUGUGACUUGUUUGUACAGAGUAACUCCUCAGGCUUUGUCUGUGGGUGUCUCUGUAGCGGGAUCACUUAACACAUACUGUCAUAUGUACAGGGAAGGUAGUAGAGAGAGGUUGGGAAGUUCCAAGAAUUUUAUUCCACAGCUCUUCUUUUCAAAUAAUCUCAUACCUGGCUAAUGCUUUUUAAAAAAACAAUCAAAAUAGAGGCCCACCAGCACCAUCCAUCUAUGCCCCCUUCCCACUGUGGUCCUUGGGCAGGUGUUCUGAAGGGCAUCAUUCUUGACUGUCCCUUCUCUUCUGUGAGGCCAGUAGUGGAUCUGAAGGGCUGUGUGAGCUGUCCCUGCUGUGCCCACCCAGGGUGUUUCCCUGGUGGGACACCGCUGUGCAGAGCUGGGCGGCCUUGUGCGGCUCCAUGGGGGAGUUACAGUGGGCACAGUGUGGUAGUGCACAGCUCUGAGGUGCUAAGCCCAGCCUCACUGUUGGAGUGAAGCUUUCCAGGGUACUCAGGGUGCUCAGUGGGGCGAACACAAUAUCCCUUGCCCCAUUUCAAAGGCAGAACUGCUUUAAAUAAGCAGUUGCUUAGGAAGCCUAACACUUGGGACUGUUAAAAAAAAGCCAGUGGCAUCCUCAGACUUAUAAGGAAAGGUCAUGGGUAACUGUGUGGUACCUAUAGGCAAGUAUUGAUUUUCUCAUCAGAAUGCCAUCACAAAAUCUGGCACACAGAUGAUGUGGGGUUCAUGUAGAUUCAGUUUUGUUACACCAUCUCUCAAAAAGCUCAGGAGAAACAAAAGGCGGUCUGUUUGCAGCUGGACAGGCAUAGGAACCUCUAUUUAAUUCUCUGUUUUCUUGCCAUUACCUUAUUUCCAGUGGGGAGGAAGAGCACUGUACUCAUGAAUGCUAUGUAAAAGCUGGAGCAUUUUCACUGAGUGAUAGCUUGGUCUGUCAAAGUUAGGAAUGAAAACAUGGUUAGAGGCAGCAAAUUAAACCUCAGAUGUAAUGCCUCUGAUUUGCAGAAGGGAAAGGGGAAGUGCUAAGUGAAUAUAGGAAAUUGCAGCAUUAUGCGUUGUGAGAGCAAUUCUUUCCAUCCUUGUAGCUAAUGGACUGAACAGAAAGUGAACAAUUUAUUUCAUACAAUGAUUCACCAACACUUUGACAGGGUUUCCAAUUCUGAGCUCAGUUUCAUGUUCAGCUCCCUGUUUACUAGUGAAAUAGUACAAUUAUCUGUCUACCUCUUACACUUUGUAAGCAGGCAAGGCUGCAGGAUCUGAAAAGAAUAAAAAUAACUGUAUAAAUCCUGAAUGCUUAAGGCUGGAGGGAAGGGAAAUGAAGCAAGUGUUAUCUUUCCUGCGGUCUAUUGGAACAUUCCUCUAAAAAUAAAGUUAAAUUCCCAGGGAAAAUAGGUCCAAAAGAAAAAUGCCAAUGGAACUUGGUUUUCAAUUUCUAUUUAAUGUUUCCCCCAUCUAGGUUUGUGAAAGGAAAUCACAAAAUAUUUCUCGUUUGAGUCCACUUGUCAAAUUGUCGAUAGUAAAGUAGCCAGAACUGUUACAGCUGAAUUGGUCACAUAAAACUCUGGUGAAAAAGGGAUGCUUCUCCCAGAGGCAUUUAGUAAAUGUGCUAAGCUGCUUUACAAGACAGGAUGACAUUUUUCUGCCUUUAACCCCAGUUUUAUUGAGAAUAGAAAUCACUUGGACUAUGAGGAGUUUCAGUUUUUAAUCUCAAAAUGUUUGUGAGCCAGCCCUGGCUGCACACCUCUUGCUCAUGGGAUCAAUGUGUUUGAAUGGACCAGCCUCCCAGAAGAGCAUAAUUAGUUACAUGUUAAGUUUGAUUAUUUAUGAUCUAUUAGUGUUUAUCAAGGCUAUUUGGAAGGAUAUUCUGGAGAAAUAUAUUUUCAAAGUCCCAAAAUACGAAUUCAGUAGAGCUUUUUAGAAUUCAGUCAGUGAAAAGGGGGUGGUGAAAAAAUAUAAUGGCCAUAAAAAUGAGUAUAAAAGCUAUUAAUAAGGAUUACAAGAUGAAAAUUUGAGGAUUUAGGAGUCUUAUUUCAAAUUGCAUAGGUAAAAUAGAAAAAAAUUAGACGUCAGUAGCAGCAAUUACCUGUUGUAGUCCCUUUGGCCAGAUGGUGACGAGACUGUCACUUCAUGGAAGAACCUGAGUCUGUGGCUUUUGCUUAGCAUAAAAUAUGAGUAGAAAGUUGAUGCUAAAAAUGCUGUUAGUCUGAGAGCCACUUAAAUUGAUGGCAGCAGCAGCAGUUAACAUGGGGGCUGAAGUCUGGGAUCUGGCUGAAGAUGUUGGGUGGGUAGCAGUGGGCAGCUGCCUUUAUUAGGAAUAGCAUCUCCACCAGUGCUUUCAGAGCCCCUAAAGUGCAGGAAUUUCAUACUGCUGUUUUGCACAGUGUUCCUGGAGACUCAGGAGGGAACUUUGUAUAACAGGGAGAAAGUAUCUGCUUUUUGGGUAUAACAGAAAAGGGACAGACAGUCCUGCAUGACUUUGGUAGGGGAGAGAAAUUUAAGAUUAUCAAUAGCAGAAGAGUUCCCUAAUCCUAGCCUAUUAAGGAAAAGAAAAUCCUCAUUAAAAAAAUCCUUAUAAAUCCUUAAAAAUUCCUUGCAAAUCCUAAACUGUGAGUACCAGUGUCUAUGCACAAGAGGAGUGAGUAUCCCCAGUUACAUGGCUCCCUCAAUGACACUGGGCAAGAGGGGAGAGAGGUGUUGGGUUAAAUGUCUGCUGAGUCUCUGUGUGAGUUUUCUGCUGCUCUUUUUGGAAGCACUGUCUGGGUCUGGGUUUGCUGGGCAAGCCAGCAGUGCUGGCUUCAUGGGUGAGAUUUGCACUGCACAAUUAAUCUGCUCCCUGCAAAGCAGAGAAAUGCAGCACUCUUCUUGAAUUACAGGAUUGAAUAUGGGGCAACAGGAACAAAUUUGAAUUAGGUGUUUACUACAGGGUGAAAAGGAACGUAACCUGUGAGUGUUUUUCUCUGUAAAGUUAGUCCUGGUUACAGCUCCUGCAAAUGGAACAUUAGUUUGUGCCUCCAUUCAGUUGGUUGGCUCUCAGUCUGUAUCUUUCUGACUUUAUCAAGUUCCAGGCAAAGCUUGGCAGUUGUCUGAAUUUAAGUGAAAUCAGCCAUUUGGUUAGCUCUGAAAUAAAUCACAUAUAUGGAGGAGCAGGAGAAAUCUGCCCAAAGAAAUCUGUGGUAGUCCUUGGCAGUAACUCUUUGAGGCUAGAAGCAUAUAUUAUGGUGACUCUGAAACUGUCUGGGCAGAAUUUGCACAAAACCAUUGCUGUGACUUAGGAGCUACAGCAGAUUUCUCUGGCUUCCCUUGAAUUCCUGAGUGUUGGCUACUGGGCAUGGUAUAAAGGCCAGAAAUCACAAACUGGGGAAAAAAUGUUUCCCCUCUCUUGGUAAGCAACUGGUGCAAACAGAAAACUUCCCUUUUCAGCAUCAGCAAGUUCAAGAGACUGAAUGCUCCAUUUCCCUGGCGCUCUCACCUCAGAAGCUGGUGUAGACAGCACUUGUUUCCUGUGAUUCCCUGUAGCAACCUUAUUUUCAGUUGCCUGGAGCAUGGUGCAAGGUGACUUGUGUUUCCUUUUCAAAAGAUGGUUUCAUUUUGGUACUGCAGAAAGGGCCUUUCUUUCUCACAGAUUUGUGAAAAAGUUGUUUGGUAAGAUACCAGUACAUCUACUUUCACACAUUUGCCUAAGUGCUUCAUUCUUGGACAUUUCACAGUUCUGGGACAUGUAAAAUCCUCAACAAAAACUAAUCUAUUUUGGUCUUUUUAGAAGAUUAAAGCAAACAAACAAGCUGAUAUUUUGCUGAUCUCUUUUCCUUCAGUGUUUAAAUUGCCAUUUGCCCUAAUUAAUCUUGUGUGUGGUUCCUUGGCUGGCAAUAUAUUUUUUCAGUGUGUGUAUGUAUGUACAUGUAAAAUAAAAGGAGGCCAGAUUA
This is a messenger RNA of Zonotrichia albicollis (white-throated sparrow), 11867 nucleotides long. It is a transcript of the gene TPH2, whose product is annotated as tryptophan hydroxylase 2. Gene Ontology annotation, molecular function: tryptophan 5-monooxygenase activity; iron ion binding. The record is from RefSeq and is a predicted model, not a curated record. Gene Ontology annotation, cellular component: neuron projection. NCBI's taxonomy places the organism in Eukaryota, Metazoa, Chordata, Aves, Passeriformes, Passerellidae. Gene Ontology annotation, biological process: aromatic amino acid metabolic process; serotonin biosynthetic process.